Molecule: messenger RNA, 8361 nt
Organism: Neomonachus schauinslandi (Hawaiian monk seal)
Lineage: Eukaryota; Metazoa; Chordata; Mammalia; Carnivora; Phocidae
Gene: TLN2
Product: talin 2
Exons: 57
Coding region: 1-7632 (2543 amino acids)
Biological process (GO): cell-cell adhesion
Cellular component (GO): cytoskeleton; ruffle; plasma membrane
Molecular function (GO): actin filament binding; integrin binding; structural constituent of cytoskeleton
Source: RefSeq, a predicted model, not a curated record
AUGGUGGCCCUGUCCUUAAAGAUUUGUGUCCGCCACUGCAAUGUGGUGAAGACCAUGCAGUUUGAACCAUCUACAGCCGUGUACGAUGCAUGUCGAGUCAUUCGGGAACGGGUCCCGGAGGCACAAACUGGCCAAGCUUCUGAUUAUGGGCUGUUUCUCUCGGAUGAAGACCCCAGGAAAGGAAUUUGGCUGGAAGCAGGCAGAACACUGGAUUACUACAUGUUGCGAAAUGGGGAUAUUUUGGAAUAUAAGAAGAAACAGAGACCUCAGAAAAUCCGGAUGCUGGAUGGAUCCGUGAAAACAGUGAUGGUGGAUGACUCCAAGACCGUUGGGGAACUCCUGGUUACUAUUUGCAGCAGGAUAGGAAUAACGAACUAUGAAGAGUACUCUUUAAUCCAAGAAAUGAUUGAAGAAAAGAAAGAGGAAGGGACAGGGACGCUAAAAAAAGACAGGACUCUAUUGCGAGACGAGAGGAAGAUGGAGAAGCUGAAGGCCAAGCUCCACACGGAUGAUGACUUAAAUUGGCUGGAUCACAGCCGAACAUUCAGAGAACAAGGAGUAGAUGAACACGAAACGUUGCUACUUAGACGGAAGUUCUUCUACUCUGAUCAGAAUGUGGACUCAAGAGACCCCGUGCAGCUGAACUUGCUUUAUGUUCAGGCUCGGGAUGAUAUCCUGAAUGGCUCCCACCCUGUCUCCUUCGAGAAAGCUUGUGAGUUUGGAGGAUUUCAAGCCCAGAUACAAUUUGGACCUCAUGUGGAACAUAAACACAAACCCGGAUUCUUAGAUCUAAAGGAAUUCCUGCCCAAAGAAUACAUCAAGCAGAGAGGAGCUGAAAAGAGAAUAUUUCAGGAGCAUAAGAACUGUGGAGAGAUGAGCGAAAUAGAAGCCAAGGUCAAGUAUGUCAAACUCGCCCGAUCCCUCCGGACGUAUGGUGUGUCCUUUUUUCUGGUGAAGGAAAAGAUGAAAGGCAAGAACAAGCUGGUGCCUCGCCUGCUGGGCAUCACCAAGGACUCAGUGAUGCGUGUGGAUGAGAAGACCAAGGAAGUGCUGCAGGAGUGGCCACUUACCACGGUUAAGCGCUGGGCAGCCUCACCCAAAAGCUUCACCCUGGAUUUUGGGGAGUAUCAGGAAAGCUACUAUUCAGUACAAACCACUGAAGGAGAGCAGAUAUCCCAGCUGAUUGCAGGCUACAUUGACAUCAUCCUCAAAAAGAAACAAAGUAAAGAUAGAUUUGGAUUAGAGGGGGAUGAGGAGUCGACUAUGCUGGAAGAGUCCGUUUCCCCAAAAAAGUCUACCAUCUUGCAGCAGCAGUUCAAUCGGACUGGGAAGGCGGAGCAUGGCUCCGUAGCACUGCCCGCCGUGAUGCGCUCAGGCUCCAGCGGGCCCGAGACCUUCAACGUGGGCAGCAUGCCCUCACCACAGCAGCAGGUCAUGGUUGGGCAGAUGCACCGAGGGCACAUGCCCCCGCUGACCUCGGCCCAGCAGGCCCUCAUGGGGACCAUCAACACAAGCAUGCACGCUGUCCAGCAGGCCCAGGACGACCUCAGCGAGCUGGAUUCACUGCCACCCCUCGGCCAGGAUAUGGCGUCACGGGUGUGGGUUCAGAAUAAAGUCGACGAGUCCAAACACGAAAUCCACUCUCAGGUCGAUGCGAUCACAGCUGGAACAGCUUCAGUAGUUAACCUCACUGCUGGUGACCCUGCAGACACCGACUACACAGCAGUGGGAUGUGCAAUCACCACCAUUUCUUCCAACUUGACGGAGAUGUCCAAGGGCGUGAAGCUCUUGGCGGCUCUGAUGGACGACGAGGUGGGCAGUGGGGAGGACUUGCUCAGAGCUGCGAGGACCCUCGCAGGGGCAGUGUCGGACUUGCUGAAAGCUGUGCAGCCUACUUCUGGAGAGCCUCGACAGACAGUUUUGACUGCUGCUGGAAGCAUUGGACAAGCCAGUGGGGAUCUUCUGAGGCAGAUCGGAGAGAAUGAGACUGAUGAACGAUUCCAAGAUGUUUUAAUGAGUUUGGCCAAAGCUGUGGCCAAUGCUGCUGCCAUGUUGGUAUUAAAGGCGAAGAAUGUUGCCCAAGUAGCUGAAGACACAGUCCUACAGAACAGGGUGAUUGCUGCUGCCACCCAGUGUGCCCUCUCUACCUCCCAGCUUGUGGCGUGUGCCAAGGUGGUGAGCCCCACCAUCAGCUCCCCCGUGUGCCAGGAGCAGCUGAUUGAAGCGGGCAAGCUCGUGGACCGCUCAGUGGAGAACUGUGUCCGCGCCUGCCAGGCAGCCACCGACGACAGCGAGCUCCUGAAGCAGGUCAGCGCAGCGGCCAGCGUGGUCAGCCAGGCCCUGCAUGAUCUCCUGCAGCACGUGCGACAGUUUGCCAGCCGAGGCGAGCCCAUCGGCCGCUACGACCAGGCCACCGACACCAUCAUGUGUGUCACCGAGAGCAUCUUCAGCUCCAUGGGCGAUGCUGGUGAAAUGGUGCGCCAGGCCCGGGUCCUGGCCCAGGCCACCUCAGACCUCGUCAACGCCAUGAGGUCGGAUGCAGAAGCUGAAAUCGACAUGGAGAACUCAAAGAAGCUCCUGGCAGCUGCGAAACUCCUGGCCGACUCCACAGCUCGCAUGGUGGAAGCUGCCAAGGGGGCUGCAGCCAAUCCUGAGAAUGAAGACCAGCAGCAGAGACUGAGAGAAGCUGCGGAAGGCCUCCGGGUGGCAACAAACGCCGCCGCCCAGAACGCCAUCAAGAAAAAAAUUGUCAACCGAUUGGAGGUGGCAGCCAAGCAGGCUGCAGCCGCCGCCACGCAGACCAUCGCCGCCUCCCAGAACGCGGCCGUGUCCAACAAGAACCCCGCCGCCCAGCAGCAGCUGGUCCAGAGCUGCAAGGCGGUGGCCGAUCACAUCCCUCAGCUGGUCCAGGGGGUGAGAGGGAGCCAAGCCCAAGCAGAAGACCUUAGCGCCCAGCUGGCUCUCAUCAUCUCCAGCCAGAACUUCCUCCAGCCUGGAAGCAAGAUGGUGUCCUCUGCCAAAGCCGCAGUGCCCACCGUGAGUGACCAGGCUGCAGCUAUGCAGCUGAGCCAAUGUGCCAAGAACCUUGCCACCAGCUUGGCGGAGCUGCGUACUGCCUCGCAGAAGGCCCACGAAGCCUGUGGCCCUAUGGAAAUCGAUUCAGCUCUGAGCACCGUGCAGACACUCAAGAAUGAACUGCAGGAUGCCAAGAUGGCGGCUGUGGAGAGUCAGCUGAAACCACUUCCAGGGGAGACGCUGGAAAAAUGCGCUCAAGACCUAGGAAGUACAUCCAAGGCAGUGGGCUCAUCCAUGGCACAGCUCCUAACCUGUGCUGCUCAAGGCAAUGAGCACUACACAGGGGUGGCUGCCAGAGAGACAGCCCAAGCUCUGAAAACGCUGGCCCAGGCUGCUCGUGGGGUGGCCGCAUCCACGAGCGACCCCGCAGCUGCGCAUGCCAUGUUAGAUUCUGCUCGAGACGUCAUGGAAGGCUCCGCCAUGCUCAUCCAAGAAGCGAAGCAGGCCCUGAUUGCACCUGGGGAUGCUGAGAGUCAGCAGAGACUAGCCCAGGUGGCCAAAGCCGUCUCGCACUCCUUGAAUAACUGCGUGAAUUGCCUCCCGGGGCAGAAGGAUGUGGACGUGGCCUUGAAGAGCAUUGGCGAGUCCAGCAAGAAGCUGCUUGUGGACUCGUUACCUCCGAGCACAAAGCCUUUCCAGGAAGCCCAGAGUGAGCUGAACCAAGCCGCGGCUGAUCUGAACCAGUCUGCGGGGGAAGUGGUCCAUGCCACCCGGGGCCAGAGCGGAGAACUGGCCGCAGCCUCUGGCAAGUUCAGUGAUGAUUUCGAUGAAUUUCUCGAUGCUGGCAUUGAGAUGGCAGGCCAAGCUCAGACGAAAGAAGACCAGAUCCAAGUGAUAGGCAACCUCAAGAAUAUCUCUAUGGCAUCCAGCAAGCUGUUGUUAGCUGCCAAGUCUCUCUCGGUGGAUCCAGGAGCCCCCAAUGCAAAAAAUCUCCUGGCAGCUGCUGCAAGAGCUGUGACCGAGAGCAUCAAUCAGCUCAUUACUCUGUGCACCCAGCAAGCUCCAGGCCAGAAAGAAUGUGAUAAUGCCCUACGGGAGCUCGAGACUGUCAAGGGGAUGUUGGACAAUCCUAAUGAACCUGUGAGUGACCUCUCUUACUUUGACUGCAUUGAGAGUGUGAUGGAAAACUCCAAGGUUCUGGGCGAGUCGAUGGCAGGGAUUUCGCAGAACGCCAAGACCGGGGACCUCCCUGCGUUUGGGGAGUGUGUGGGGAUUGCAUCCAAGGCCCUCUGUGGGCUGACAGAGGCUGCAGCCCAGGCUGCAUACCUGGUGGGCAUCUCUGAUCCAAAUAGCCAGGCGGGCCAUCAGGGCCUCGUGGACCCCAUCCAGUUUGCCAGGGCUAACCAGGCUAUCCAGAUGGCAUGCCAGAACCUGGUGGACCCCGGCAGCAGCCCGUCACAGGUUCUGUCGGCGGCCACAAUUGUCGCCAAGCACACCUCGGCCCUCUGCAAUGCGUGCCGCAUCGCCUCGUCCAAGACAGCCAACCCAGUGGCCAAGAGGCACUUUGUCCAGUCAGCCAAGGAAGUCGCCAACAGCACUGCCAACCUAGUGAAGACCAUCAAGGCCCUGGAUGGGGAUUUCUCCGAAGACAACCGCAAUAAGUGUCGCAUUGCCACCGCACCCUUGAUCGAAGCUGUGGAGAACCUGACAGCGUUUGCAUCCAACCCUGAGUUUGUCAGCAUUCCUGCCCAGAUCAGUUCCGAGGGCUCCCAGGCACAGGAACCGAUCCUCGUCUCAGCCAAGACCAUGCUGGAGAGUUCGUCAUACCUCAUUCGCACUGCACGCUCACUGGCCAUCAACCCCAAAGACCCGCCCACCUGGUCUGUGCUAGCUGGACACUCCCACACCGUGUCUGACUCUAUCAAGAGUCUCAUCACAUCUAUCAGGGACAAGGCACCUGGACAGAGAGAGUGUGACUACUCCAUCGAUGGUAUCAACCGAUGCAUCCGGGACAUUGAGCAGGCCUCACUGGCGGCUGUCAGCCAGAGCCUGGCCACAAGGGAUGACAUCUCUGUGGAGGCCCUGCAGGAGCAGCUCACUUCAGUGGUCCAGGAAAUCGGGCACCUUAUCGAUCCCAUUGCCACAGCGGCGCGGGGAGAAGCAGCUCAGCUGGGACAUAAGGUGACACAGCUGGCAAGCUACUUUGAGCCCCUGAUCUUAGCUGCAGUCGGUGUCGCCUCCAAGAUUCUGGACCAUCAGCAGCAGAUGACAGUGCUGGACCAGACCAAGACGCUCGCAGAAUCUGCCCUGCAGAUGUUGUACGCAGCCAAAGAAGGUGGAGGAAACCCCAAGCAAGCCCAGCACACCCACGAUGCUAUCACAGAGGCUGCCCAGCUCAUGAAGGAGGCUGUCGAUGACAUCAUGGUGACACUGAAUGAAGCCGCCAGUGAAGUGGGGCUGGUGGGAGGCAUGGUCGACGCCAUUGCAGAGGCCAUGAGCAAGCUGGAUGAAGGCACUCCUCCAGAACCAAAGGGAACAUUUGUCGAUUAUCAGACGACUGUGGUUAAAUAUUCCAAAGCCAUUGCGGUGACAGCUCAGGAAAUGAUGACUAAGUCGGUUACUAACCCGGAGGAGUUGGGAGGACUGGCUUCACAAAUGACCAGUGACUAUGGGCACCUGGCUCUCCAGGGCCAGAUGGCAGCAGCCACGGCGGAGCCAGAGGAGAUCGGCUUCCAGAUUCGCACUCGCGUGCAGGACCUGGGCCAUGGCUGCAUCUUCCUGGUGCAGAAGGCGGGGGCCCUCCAGGUGUGCCCCACAGACAGCUACACCAAAAGGGAGCUCAUCGAGUGUGCCCGCGCAGUCACAGAGAAGGUGUCCUUGGUACUAUCAGCUCUGCAGGCUGGGAACAAGGGGACCCAGGCAUGCAUCACAGCCGCCACUGCUGUGUCUGGGAUUAUAGCUGACCUGGACACCACCAUCAUGUUUGCGACCGCGGGGACCCUGAAUUCGGAGAACAACGAGACCUUUGCAGACCACAGGGAGAACAUUCUGAAGACAGCCAAGGCCUUGGUGGAAGACACGAAGCUGCUGGUGUCGGGGGCUGCGUCCACGCCAGACAAGCUGGCCCAGGCAGCGCAGUCGUCAGCGGCCACCAUCACACAGCUUGCUGAGGUGGUCAAGCUGGGGGCCGCCAGCCUGGGCUCUGAUGACCCCGAGACACAGGUGGUGUUGAUCAAUGCCAUCAAAGACGUGGCCAAGGCUCUUUCAGAUCUGAUCGGCGCCACCAAGGGAGCUGCCAGCAAGCCUGCUGAUGACCCCUCCAUGUACCAGCUCAAGGGGGCUGCCAAGGUGAUGGUGACCAAUGUCACCUCCCUCCUCAAGACUGUAAAGGCGGUGGAGGACGAGGCCACCCGGGGCACACGGGCGCUUGAGGCCACAAUUGAGUACAUGAAACAGGAGCUCACGGUGUUCCAGUCCAAAGAGGUACCUGAAAAGACCUCAUCACCUGAAGAAUCGAUAAGAAUGACGAAAGGCAUCACCAUGGCGACAGCCAAAGCCGUGGCCGCAGGGAACUCUUGCAGACAGGAGGACGUGAUCGCCACCGCCAACCUGAGCCGGAAAGCCGUGUCCGAUAUGCUGACGGCUUGUAAGCAAGCAUCCUUCCACCCCGAUGUCAGCGAGGAGGUGCGCACCAGAGCCUUGCGGUAUGGGACAGAGUGCACCCUCGGCUACCUGGACCUUCUCGAGCACGUCUUAGUGAUUCUUCAGAAACCAAGCCCGGAACUCAAGCACCAGCUGGCUGCUUUCUCCAAGCGUGUCGCUAGCGCCGUGACUGAGCUCAUCCAGGCCGCGGAAGCCAUGAAAGGAACAGAGUGGGUGGAUCCAGAAGACCCAACCGUCAUUGCAGAAACAGAAUUACUGGGGGCCGCAGCGUCCAUUGAGGCUGCCGCCAAGAAGUUAGAGCAACUGAAGCCAAGAGCAAAACCAAAACAAGCAGACGAGACCCUGGACUUUGAAGAACAGAUUCUGGAAGCUGCUAAAUCCAUUGCUGCUGCCACAAGUGCCCUGGUCAAGUCGGCCUCGGCAGCCCAGAGGGAGCUGGUGGCCCAAGGAAAGGUGGGUUCCAUCCCUGCCAAUGCUGCCGAUGACGGACAGUGGUCCCAGGGGCUGAUUUCUGCCGCCCGGAUGGUGGCAGCUGCAACCAGCAGUCUCUGUGAGGCAGCCAAUGCCUCCGUUCAGGGACAUGCCAGUGAGGAGAAGCUCAUCUCAUCCGCCAAGCAGGUCGCUGCUUCCACGGCUCAGCUGCUCGUGGCCUGCAAGGUGAAAGCCGACCAGGAUUCAGAGGCCAUGAGGCGGCUACAGGCAGCAGGAAAUGCUGUGAAAAGAGCCUCAGAUAAUCUUGUUCGUGCAGCCCAGAAAGCAGCAUUUGGCAAAGCUGAUGAUGAUGAUGUUGUAGUGAAAACAAAGUUUGUAGGGGGCAUUGCUCAGAUCAUUGCCGCCCAGGAGGAAAUGUUGAAAAAAGAACGAGAACUGGAAGAAGCAAGGAAAAAACUGGCCCAGAUCCGCCAACAACAGUAUAAAUUCCUACCCACUGAGCUGAGGGAGGACGAAGGAUAAGGCCAGAGCCAAGUUGGCGUGCCCCAGGGGAUGGCUCUGCAAGAACUGGACAGACCGUGUUCCCAAGAGGCUGGGCACUUACCCCUGGGGCCAGCCCAGAGCCUUGAGUGCUCAUUCUCACGUCUCUGUCCCGUAGGGCACCGGCUGCAUGAUCGUGAUGUCACACGGUACAGUGUCCCACCCACAGCUCCUUCGCCACCUCCCCUCAUGCCUCACCAUAUCUCAGGAGAGAGGGGCGCACGUUUCGUGAACUGUUACCAAGAAAGAGAAGUCAGUAUUAUGUCGUUCUCAGACACUUUUGCUUUCGUUGGUCCUUCUCUAGGCCCCGCUCCUGGGCCUUCUGUGAAAUCUUGAGAGGAAAAAAAUAAUGGCUUGGGGAAAAUCACUCAUGUCCUAGGUAGUGUUCUCCCUCUCAGGAGAAGAUGGAAGUUGGAGUUGGACACAGUUAAUAAAAGCCAGAAACGUAAACCAGUGUGGACUCCAGGAGGGCAACUCCGGUCCUUCGGUGUCUCAAGCACUGGCUCCCCCAGAGGGUGGAGAAUUCCUGCUCCCAUUUGCACGCUUUCUUGCCUCUGUGUGUAAGCUCCUUGUGCAAUCUAGACCCAUCUUGUGUUCUGUGGCCCAGAAAACCAGACAAUUAUUUUUUUCCUCCAUAAUCCAAAGGGCAGAAGUACGGGGGACUGCCAGGGCUUGGUGAGCAGGGGCUGUAAUAAAAUGUGUGGGCUCCUU